Molecule: messenger RNA, 2727 nt
Organism: Rhineura floridana
Lineage: Eukaryota; Metazoa; Chordata; Lepidosauria; Squamata; Rhineuridae
Product: vomeronasal type-2 receptor 26-like
Exons: 8
Coding region: 1-2727 (908 amino acids)
Biological process (GO): G protein-coupled receptor signaling pathway
Cellular component (GO): membrane
Molecular function (GO): G protein-coupled receptor activity
Source: RefSeq, a predicted model, not a curated record
AUGGUGUUGUGGGAAUUGUUGCUAUUGCUUAUGAAGAUACCUCAGACUAGAUUCUGGGAUGAUACUGCUAGUUGUGUUAUCCAUGACCCCAUUGGUACUUCUCAUAAAUACUACAAGAUUGGUGAGCUCAUGAUUGGUGAGAUUGCUUCUCAGAUGAUGAUAUUUUUGGAUGAAUAUUCCUUCUUUGAAUAUCCCAUUCCUGAUUCUGACAAUCCCAGUGUUGUGACAAAGAAUUACCAGUAUGUCCUGGCCUUGGCAUUUGCUGUAAGUGAGAUCAAUAAUAAUCUCCAGAUUUUACCCAAUGUCUCCUUGGGAUUCCACAUAUCUGAGAGCUACUUCAAUCCAAGGAGAUUAUAUCAGAUCACAAUGCAUUUUCUUUCCACACAGUAUAGAUUCAUCCCCAACUAUAAGUGUGAUAUUCAGAAUGAUCUGAUAGCAGUCAUUGGAGGACUGGGCUCUGAAAUCUCUCACCAUUUGCCUAACAUUUUGGACAUCUACAAGAUGCCACAGUUCAGCUAUGGUAAUUUUGCUCCCAUGCAAAGGGAUCAAACCCAUUCCUGGUAUUUAUACCAAAUGGUUCCAAAUGAAAUCCAUCAGUACAAGGGGAUUAUCCAGUUACUUCUGCAUUUCAGCUGGAUGUGGGUGGGUCUAAUGACCAUGGCUGAUGGAGAUGGAGAAUUAUUUCUGCAAAACCUGCUACCAAUGCUUUCUCAGAGUGGCAUCUGUUCUGCCUUCACAGAGAAAAUUCCCCUAGUGUUCUUUUUUGAAGACUUCUUAAAUUUGCAAGCAAGCUGGAACAAAAUAUUUGUAAAUGUUAUGGAAAGUAAAGCCAAUGGUAUUGUUGUCCAUGGAGAAACCAAGACCAUGAUAUGUUUGAGAGAGUUGCUUCAUGAAGGACAAGCUGAGUAUAAGAAAACAUUUGGUAAAGUGUGGAUUAUGGCUUCCCAGAUGGAUUUUGCUGCACUGGCCUUUCAAAAGGCAUGGGAUAUAGAUACCUUCCAUGGUGCCUUAGCCUUUGCAGCUCACUCACAUGAGGUGCCAGAAUUCCAUUUGUUUCUUCAGAAUUUAAGGCCUCAUAUGACAAAGGGAGAUGACUUCAUCCAAACAUUCUGGGAGCAAGCAUUUAGUUGUUCAUUUCCAAAUUCCAAUUUUAAUAGGGAUGAUGUGGAAACCUGUACUGGGGAAGAGAGACUAGAGAGCCUUUCUGGGCCUUUCUUUGAAAUGAGUAUGACUGGUCAUAGCUACAGUAUCUACAAUGCAGUCUAUGCUUUGGCAAAUUCUCUACAUGCCAUGUAUUCAUCCAGAUCCAGAUCCAGAAUAAUGGUCACCAGAGAGAGGCUUAAAUAUACAAAAAUGGAGCCAUGGAAUGUAAUUGGUCUUGAAAAUUCUUAUCUCCAUCCUUUUCUGAGGAGAUUCUCAUUUAACAACGGUGCUGGAGAAACGGUACAUUUAAAUGAGAAUGGGGAAUCAGCAAUGGGGUUUGAUAUUACAAAUGUGAUCACUUUCCCAAAUAACUCAUUUCAUAGAGUGAAAGUUGGAAGGAUGAAUCCUUGGGCUCUUUCAGGAGAAGAUUUCAGCAUUGAUGACAAUGCCAUUACAUGGCCUAGAAGCUUUAACCAGAUUCAUUUUGGUCCAGAAAAGAAAUCAAUCCAGCAAAUACCAACUGGCAUUUGCUUUUGUUCUGGAAUGGUGAUUCCCCUUUCUCUCUGUAAUGACAAAUGUCGUCCUGGUUAUCAUAAGAGAAGAAAAGAAGGGAAGCCAUUUUGCUGUUAUGAUUGUGUUCCAUGUCCACAAGGGAAGAUUUCUCAUCAGAAAGACUUAGAUUCCUGCACCACAUGCCAAGAAGAUCACUAUCCAAAUGGGGAACAGAAUCAGUGCAUUCCUAAGGAAGUAAUUUUUUUGUCUUAUGAGGAACCUUUGGGGAUGGGUUUUGCUAUUUCUGCACUUUUAUUUUUUUUUAUCACAGCUCUGGUGCUAGCAACCUUUGUAAAGCACCACAACACUCCCAUUGUCAAAGCCAACAACCGGAACCUCACCUAUACCCUCCUCAUCUCCCUCCUCCUCUGCUUUCUUUGUGUUUUGCUGUUCAUUGGGCAGCCUGAGAAGGUGAAGUGUCUUCUUCGACAAGUGGCAUUUGGCAUGGUCUUCUCAGUGGCUGUGUCUUGUGUGCUAGCAAAAACCAUCACUGCUGUUCUGGCUUUUAUGGCCACAAGUCCAGGAAGUAACAUGAGGAAAUGGGUGGGGAAAAGAGUGGCCAGUUCCAUUGUUCUUUCCUGCUCCCUUAUUCAAGUAGUCAUUUGCACUGUGUGGCUGGUUUCUUCUCCCCCUUUCCCAGAUGUCGACAUGAAAUCUGUGGCUGGAGAAAUUGUCCUGGAAUGCAAUGAGGGAUCUGUGGCUAUGUUUUACUGUGUCCUGAGCUAUAUGGGCUUCCUGGCUUUUGUGAGCUCCAGUGUAGCUUUCCAGGCCAGGAAGUUACCAGGUACUUUUAAUGAAGCCAAGUCAAUCACUUUCAGCAUGCUGGUAUUUUGUACUGUUUGGUUAUCCUUUGUCCCAAACUACUUGAGCGAAAAGGGGAAAUACAUGGUAGCUGUGGAGAUCUUUUCUAUCUUGGCUUCUAGUGCUGGCCUUCUUUGUUGCAUUUUCUUCCCUAAAUCCUACAUUAUUCUGAUGAGGCCAGACUUGAACAAAAGAGAUCAACUAAUAAAGAGGAAGAACUUACACAUCUAG